This is a messenger RNA of Enhydra lutris kenyoni (northern sea otter), 4559 nucleotides long. Its product is annotated as pleckstrin homology domain containing A7. The record is from RefSeq and is a predicted model, not a curated record. NCBI's taxonomy places the organism in Eukaryota, Metazoa, Chordata, Mammalia, Carnivora, Mustelidae. Gene Ontology annotation, biological process: epithelial cell-cell adhesion; cell-cell adhesion mediated by cadherin; pore complex assembly. Gene Ontology annotation, cellular component: pore complex; zonula adherens. Gene Ontology annotation, molecular function: protein binding. The coding region runs from base 1 to 3816 and encodes 1271 amino acids. The transcript has 27 exons.
AUGGCGGCGGCGGCGGUCGGGCGGGACACUUUACCUGAGCACUGGUCUUAUGGCGUGUGCCGGGACGGCCGCGUCUUCUUCAUAAAUGACGAGCUCCGCCGCACAACCUGGCUGCACCCGCGCACCGGGGAGCCAGUCAACUCCGGCCACAUGAUACGCUCAGACCUGCCCCGCGGCUGGGAGGAGGGCUUCACGGAGGAGGGAGCCAGCUACUUCAUCGACCAUAACCAACAGACCACAGCAUUCAGGCAUCCUGUGAGUGGGCAGUUUUCGCCAGAAAAUAGCGAAUUUAUUCUUCAAGAAGAGCCACAUCCACAUAUGUCAAAGCAAGAGAGAAACCAAAGGCCAUCCAGCAUGGUCAGUGAGACGUCCACAGCUGGAACUACGUCCACCGUGGAGGCCAAGCCUGGUCCCAAGAUCAUGAAGUCCAGCAAUAAAGUCCACAGCUUUGGGAAGAGGGACCAGGCCAUUCGGAGGAACCCCAAUGUUCCGGUGGUGGUGAGGGGAUGGCUGCACAAGCAGGACAGUUCUGGAAUGAGACUAUGGAAAAGGAGGUGGUUUGUGCUCGCUGAUUAUUGCUUGUUUUACUAUAAAGACAGCCGAGAAGAAGCGGUCCUUGGGAGCAUCCCUCUGCCCAGCUAUGUGAUCUCGCCUGUAGCCCCUGAGGACCGCAUAAGUCGCAAGUAUUCCUUUAAGGCUGUGCACACGGGCAUGCGAGCACUCAUCUACAACAGCUCUGCGGGGGGCUCUCAGGCUGAGCAGUCGGGCAUGAGGACCUACUACUUCAGUGCAGACACCCAGGAGGACAUGAAUGCGUGGGUCCGGGCCAUGAACCAGGCCGCACAGGUGCUGUCUCGAUCAUCGCUGAAGAGGGACGUGGAGAAGGUAGAGCGGCAGGCGGUCCCCCAAGCCAACCACAUAGAGUCCUGUCGAGAGUGUGGCCGCGUGGGACCUGGACAUGCGAGGGAUUGUCCUCAUCGAAGUCAUGAGGAUUCCUUUGGCUUUGAGAGGCGGGAGCAAGAGGAAGAACGGUACCGUUCCCAGAGGGACCCACUGGAGGGCAAGCGGGACAGGAGCAAGGCCAGGUCCCCGUACUCACCGGCUGAGGAGGAUGCCUUGUUCGUGGACUUACCUGGUGGUCUGAGAGGCCAGCAAGCACAGCCCCAGCGGGCAGAGAAGAACGGGGUGCUGCCCGGCAUGUAUGGCCCAGGAGAGCAGAAUGGGACCGGCGGGUAUCAACGGGCCUUUCCUCCCAGGAACAACACUGAAAAGCACAGCCAGAGGAAGAGCAGCCUGGCCCAGGUGGAGCACUGGGCAAAAGCCCAGAAGGGGGACGGCAGGAGCCUGCCCCUGGACCAGACCCUUCCACGCCAGGGUCCCAGUCAGUCACUGUCCUUCCCAGAAAAUUACCAGACUCUGCCUAAGAGCUCCCGAUAUCCCUCAGGGGGCUCCUCGCCCCCUCCCCGCGACCUGCCCAGUGACUACAAGUAUGCGCAGGACCGAGCCAGUCACCUGAAGAUGUCGAGCGAGGAGCGCCGGGCGCACCGGGACGGCACGGUGUGGCAGCUCUAUGAGUGGCAGCAACGGCAGCAGUUCCGGCAUGGCAGCCCCACGGCACCCAUCUGCGCCGGCUCCCCGGACUUCACUGACCAGGGCCGGAGCAGAAGCAUGCUGGAGGUGCCCCGCUCCAUCUCUGUGCCUCCAUCUCCCUCCGACAUCCCUCCUCCGGGCCCCCCGAGGGUUUUCCCACCCCGACGGCCGCACACGCCAGCGGAGAGGGUCACCGUGAAGCCCCUGGACCAGCGGAGGAGUGUGGACAUCUCCCUGGGGGGCUCUCCCAGGAAGGCACGGGGCCACGCCACCAAGAACUCCUCUCACGUGGACCGCCGCUCCAUGCCCUCCAUGGGCUAUGUGACCCACACGGUCAGCGCUCCCAGUCUCCAUGGAAAAUCGGCUGAUGAUACCUACCUCCAGCUGAAGAAGGACCUGGAGUACUUGGACCUAAAGAUGACGGGCCGGGACCUGGUCAAGGAUCGGAGUCUGAAGCCGGUGAAGAUCGCAGAGAGUGACAUUGACGUCAAACUGAGCAUCUUCUGUGAACAAGACAGGAUCCUCCAGGACUUGGAAGACAAGAUCCGAGCCCUCAAGGAGAACAAAGACCAGCUGGAGUCUGUGCUGGAGGUUUUGCACAGACAGAUGGAGCAGUACCGAGACCAGCCCCAGCACCUGGAGAAGAUUGCUCACCAGCAGAGGUUGCUGCAGGAGGACCUUGUCCACAUCCGGGCAGAGAUCUCCAGAGAGUCCACUGAGAUGGACAAUGCCUGGAACGAGUACCUGAAGUUAGAGAGUGACGUGCAGCAGCUGAAGCAGACCCUGCAGGAACAACACAGAAGGGCCUUUUUUUUCCAGGAGAAAUCGCAGAUACAGAAGGAUCUCUGGAGGAUUGAAGAUGUCAUCGCAGGCCUGAGUGCAAAUAAAGAGAACUUUAGAAUCCUGGUGGAAUCCGUCAAAAAUCCAGAGAGAAAAACGGUGCCUUUGUUUCCUCACCCGCCUGUGCCUUCACUCUCGACUUCUGAGAGCAAGCCGCCCCCACAGCUCAGCCCUCCUACCAGCCCCGUGCGGACCCCUCUGGAGGUCCGACUCUUCCCCCAGCUGCAAACCUAUGUGCCGUACCGACCUCAUCCACCCCAGCUGAGGAAAGUGAUGUCCCCUCUUCAGUCACCAACCAAGGCGAAGCCCAAAGUUGAAGACGAGGCACCUCCCAGGCCCCCACUCCCUGAGCUCUACAGUCCAGAGGACCAGCCCCCGGCAGUGCCACCUCUGCCAAAGGAGGCCACUAUCAUCCGGCACACGUCAGUGCGGGGUCUGAAACGGCAGUCGGAUGAGAGAAAGCGAGACCGGGAGCAGGGGCAGUGUGUGAAUGGGGACUCAAGGGUGGAGCUCCGGUCAUACGUUAGUGAGCCUGAGCUGGCGACUUUCAGUGGGGACAUGGCCCAGCCCUCCCUGGGACUAGUGGGCCCUGACAGCAGGUACCAGACACUGCCAGGCAGAGGGCUCUCAGGGUCCACGUCAAGGCUCCAGCAGUCAUCCACCAUUGCUCCCUACGUAACGCUCCGGAGGGGUCUAAAUGCCGAAAGCAGCAAGGUGACCUUCCCUAGACCCAAGAGUGCCUUGGAGCGCCUGUACUCAGGAGAUCACCAGCGGGGCCAGAUGAGCGCGGAGGAGCAGUUGGAGCGCAUGAAGCGGCACCAGAAGGCCCUGGUCCGGGAGCGCAAGAGGACGCUGAGCCAAGGAGAGAGGACGGGUCUGCCCUCGUCCCGCUACCUCAGCCAGCCUCUCCCUGGAGACCGCGGCUCAUGGAAGCGCGAGCAGGACUUUGACCUGCAGUUGCUGGAACGGGCCAUGCAAGGGGAGAGAAAGGACAAGGAGGAAAAUGGCUGGUUGAAAGUGCAGGCCAUGCCUGUCACUGAGUUGGACCUGGAACCUCAAGACUAUGACUUGGACAUCAGCAGAGAGCUGGCCAAACCAGAGAAGGUCUCCAUCCCUGAGCGUUACGUGGAGCUGGACCCUGAGGAGCCACCCAGCAUUGAGGAGCUGCAGGCGCGGUAUCGCAAAGCUGAGAAGAUCCGCAACAUCCUUGCUCGUUCCAGCAUGUGCAACCUGCAGCCGCCAUCGGGCCGGGAUCGGAACAGCGCGGCCGACCUGGACGUGCAGCUGCAGGAGCAGGAACGCAUCAUCAACAUCUCCUACGCGCUGGCCUCUGAGGCCUCCCAGCGCGGCAAGCAGGUGGCAGCCCAGGCAGUGACUGACCCAUGACCCAACGUGCAAAGGAGAAGUCUGGAGCUGGGGACCCCGUGGAACCAGUUUCAUCCAAGAAGAUUGAUCUUCCUUCCCCCAAGGAAACCCCCUUCCAGCUCAGCAGGGGUUCCGGCUGGAAGAAGGAGUGGUCCACCAACUGUGGGGAGUUCAGCAUAGGGCUAGGUCCUAACAACCCUCCCCUCAACUUGUUUUAGUUCAGACUCCUUUUUACAUAUGACAAAGGCACUUUUGAUACACACUGUAAAAUACUGAUGCUGUAUUUUAGACUCAGAAUAUAUUUUAUAAUGUUCACCUCAAGGGCUGAGUGGCUGGAAAGGGGAGGAUGCAGGAUUUUGGAGCUGCACCUACAGAUUCAGGUACUGUGUGCAUGGUAGGUGUGGGUUGCGGAGAAGGGCAGGGCAGGCAGGGUCCAGUCCAACAUCCAUGAACUCAGGUGAAGGUUGGAUUUGACAUGUGCUUCCAGGGGGGCCCGGCGUUGGGCUCGUUGGCAUACUAUCUGGGGGAAGAGGGCUCCUUAGCCGCAGAGGUUAGCUGUCCCUGACCUGGCCAGAUGACUGGCUCUGGAGGGGAAACUCCAGCAGGCUGCCAUGUGGAGCCCAAGCCUGUGCCUUGGCCCUUGGGUUUGGUUUAGGGGCAGUGGUAUAUUCAAGAGGUUUGGCUCCCAACCUGUUCAUGAGGCUCUCUCAGCAAAGGGCUCUCUUAAGAAAAACAGAACAGUUUGCUUUAAUUAAAAAAAAAAA